CAAAACGACAAUCACAUCCAUCGUUUCAGUUAGGAAUUAUCAGCUUCUUCUCUACUGCGGGUUUCUCUUCUCUCCGGAGAGUGUCCGAACGAGUUCAUUCUGAGUCAACACAGAACCCAAAAUGCUUCAACCUCGUUCACUUCGUCCCUACAUUUCAAUUUCUUCACCAUCUUCCUCAAACCCUAACCCUAACCCUAGAGAAACCAUUUAUCGAUUCAAUUCCAAUGAAUUCUCUUCAUCACCAUCUUCAUCAUUCUCAUCUUCAUCUUCUUCUUCUAGAUCUCUCAAAAACCCUACCACCUUCUCACACAACUACCUCAUCGCAAUCUCCCUCAUUCCCUCCGCCUUGUUUCUUCUCGACCUCGGCGGCUCCACCGUCGCCGCUACACUCAUCGUCGGCCUCAUGAUCUCAUACAUCAUCGAUUCACUCAAUUUCAAACCCGCUUCAUUCUUCUCCGUUUGGAUUUCACUCAUCUUCGCUCAAUUCUCAUUCUUCUUCACUGCUUCACCUUCUCUCUUCUCAUCUUUCAAUUCCUCCGUAACCCUAACCAUCCUCGCUACGUUCCUAUGCGCUCAUACUACUUUCCUUAUUGGAAUCUGGUCUUCUCUUCAGUUCAAGUUUCUCCUCAUCGAAAACCCUACCGUCGUCCCGGCUCUCGAACGUCUCCUCUUCGCUUGCCUCCCUAUCACUGCCUCGUCGCUUUUUACAUGGGCUGCCGUCGCGGCUGUCGGGAUUGACAACUCCGCUUAUUAUCUCAUGGCGUUCAAUUGCUUUUUCUAUUGGCUUUACUCUGUUCCGAGGCUUUCGUCUUUUAAGACUAGUCAUCAUGCUAGGUUUCAUGGUGGUGAAGCUCCUAAAGAUAGUUUCAUACUUGGUCCUCUUGAGAGUUGUGUUCACACUCUCUAUUUGCUCUUUGUUCCUCUUUGUUUUCAUCUUGCUUCGCAUUACUCUCUUGUUUUGUCUUCCUAUGCUUCCUUUUGUGACCUCAUUUUGCUUUUCUUUAUUCCUUUUCUGUUUCAGCUUUAUGCUUCUACUAGAGGUGCUCUCUGGUGGGUUUCUGAUAAUGCUUCUCAUCUUCGUAGUAUUCGUCUAGUGAAUGGUUUUGUUGCUUUGGUUUUUGUUGUCAUUGCAUUGGAGGUUCGGGUUGUUUUUCAUUCGUUUGGGAGGUAUAUUCAGGUUCCUCCGCCACUUAAUUAUGUUCUUGUUACUAUCACUAUGCUUGGUGGGGCUGCUGCUGGUGGUGCUUAUUCUAUGGGUAUGGUUUCUGAUGCCCUAAGCUCAGUUGCUUUCACUACUUCCGCCAUUGUUGUCAGUGCCGCUGGAGCUGUUGUUGUUGGAUACCCUGUACUGUUCCUGCCUCUGCCUGCAGCUGCUGGCUUUUAUUUGGCUCGAUUUUUUGAAAAGAAGAGCUUAACUUCAUACUUUGCUUUUGUUGUUCUUGGGAGCUUGAUGGUCACAUGGUUUGUGUUGCACAACUUCUGGGAUUUAAAUAUUUGGUUGGCUGGCAUGUCCCUUAAAUCUUUUUGUAAGCUGAUUGUUGCAAAUGCUGUCCUGGCUAUGGCUAUUCCUGGGUUAACUCUUCUGCCUUCCAAGAUAAACUUUUUGUCUGAGAUCAGUCUGAUAAGCCACGCAUUGCUCUUAUGCCACAUUGAAAGCCGAUUUUUCAGUUACUCCAGCAUUUACUAUUAUGGAUUUGAAGAUGUGGUGAUGUAUCCUAGCUAUAUGGUUGUGAUGACAACUUUAUUGGGUUUAGCUUUGGUGAGAAGGCUAUAUGUGGAUCAUCGAAUUGGAGGAAAAGCUGUUUGGAUUUUGACCUGCCUCUUUUCUUCAAAGCUUUCCAUGUUGUUUAUUGCAUCUAAGUCUGUUGUAUGGGUUUCAGCUGUCCUCUUAUUGGCUAUUUCCCCUCCACUACUUCUUUAUAGGGAUAAAUCAAAAACAGGUUCUAGGAUGAAACCAUGGCAAGGUUAUGUGCAUGCCAGCAUAGUUGCCUUAUCUGUAUGGUUUUGCCGUGAAACAAUUUUUGAAGCCCUCCAGUGGUGGAACGGAAGGUCUCCUUCAGAUGGUUUAAUUUUGGGCUUCUGUACACUGUUGAUUGGAGUGGCUUGUAUUCCAAUUGUUGCUAUUCAUUUCUCUCAUGUUUUGUCUGCAAAGAGAUGUCUGGUGCUUGUAGCUGCAACUGGUCUACUUCUAAUUUUGAUGCAGCCACCUCUUCCUUUGUCACUGAGUUACCAGUCGGACCUUAUCAAAACUGCCCGCCAUUCUGCUGAUGAUAUCUCAAUUUAUGGGUUUAUAGCUGGGAAGCCUACCUGGCCAUCUUGGCUUCUUAUUAUUGCUAUUUUGCUGACUCUAGCAUCCAUUACAUCUAUCAUACCCAUUAAAUAUAUUGUUGAACUAAGGACUGUUUACUCCAUUGCUAUGGGUCUUGCCCUUGGUAUCUACAUUGCUGCGGAAUACUUUGUCUGGGCAGUAGUUCUGGAUGUUCUGAUUGUUGUCACUAUGGUUUGUGCCUCUGUUUUUGUUAUCUUCACUCAUAUGCCCUCUGCUUCAAGCACAAAGCUUUUACCUUGGGUAUUUGCUUUACUUGUAGCUCUCUUUCCAGUUACUUAUCUUUUGGAGGGCCAACUGAGAAUUAAAAAUAUUCUUGAAGAUAGUGAGAUAGGAAAUUUGGACGAGGAGGAGAAGCAGCUUACAACAUUGCUUGCUAUUGAGGGUGCCAGAACAUCUCUUCUUGGUUUGUAUGCAGCAAUCUUCAUGCUUAUAGCGUUGGAAAUAAAAUAUAAACUUACUUCAAUUAUGCGGGAAAAGAUCAUUGAUUCAAGUGGAGGAAUUCGACACAGUCAUUCUGGUCAAAAUGUAUCUGCUAGUUCUCUGCCAAGAGCAAGAUUCAUGCAGCACCGCCGGGCUUCUACUGUUCCCUCCUUUACAAUUAAGAAGAUGGCUGCUGAUGGAGCCUGGAUGCCUUCUGUUGGCAACGUCGCCACAAUAUUAUGCUUUGCUAUAUGCUUGGUCCUGAAUGUUUACCUUACUGGUGGCUCAAACCGUUCUAUAUUUUUCCUGGCUCCUAUCCUUCUGCUGCUCAACCAGGAUUCAGAUUUCAUUGCUGGUUUUGGGGACAAACACAGAUAUUUUCCUGUGACUGUUGUUAUCUCAGUCUACUUUGUUUUAACUGCCUUAUAUAGCAUAUGGGAAGAUGUUUGGCAAGGUAAUGCUGGUGGAUGGGGUCUUCAAAUCGGUGGGCCAGACUGGAUUUUUAUGGUGAAGAAUUUGGCACUCCUCGUUCUUACGUUUCCCAGUCACAUAAUUUUCACCAGGUAUGUAUGGAGCCAUUCAAAACAGAGUGACUCACCACCAUGGAUAACUUUGCCCCUUAAUCUGCUUCCUAUUGCAUGUACAGAUGUUCUCAAGAUUAAGAUCUUGGGUAUCUUAGGAGUUAUAUAUUCACUGGCCCAGUAUAUAAUUACUAGGCAACAAUAUAUCUCUGGUCUCAAGUACAUCUAAAACCCACCAUGUACUCUGUACUAUAUGUUGUCAAUUUAGGCAUGUGCUGACUCACUAUCCCGUUUAGAUUUGUAUGACAAAUAUAUUUUGAAAUGCAUUUUUGUUAUUGCUAA
This is a messenger RNA of Lathyrus oleraceus (garden pea), 3612 nucleotides long. RefSeq lists its product as uncharacterized. Lineage: Eukaryota; Viridiplantae; Streptophyta; Magnoliopsida; Fabales; Fabaceae. The record is from RefSeq and is a predicted model, not a curated record. Bases 122 to 3499 code for a protein of 1125 amino acids. The transcript has 4 exons.